GGCAGUCGCCGGCGACCGCCGCGCAAACUCGUGCCGCUGGCUUACAAGCAGUUCAGCCCCAACGUGCCAGAGAAGACCCUGGGCGCCAGCGGGCGCUACGAAGGCAAGAUCGCACGCAGCUCGGAGCGCUUCAAGGAGCUCACCCCCAACUACAAUCCCGACAUCAUCUUUAAGGACGAGGAGAACACGGGUGCCGACCGCCUCAUGACCCAGCGCUGCAAGGACCGCCUGAACUCGCUAGCCAUCUCUGUUAUGAACCAGUGGCCGGGUGUAAAGCUGCGUGUAACUGAAGGCUGGGAUGAGGAUGGCCACCACUCAGAGGAGUCUUUGCACUACGAGGGCCGUGCAGUGGACAUAACCACCUCAGAUCGUGACCGCAAUAAGUACGGACUGUUGGCACGCUUGGCAGUGGAGGCUGGCUUCGACUGGGUGUAUUACGAAUCCAAGGCUCACGUGCAUUGCUCUGUCAAGUCGGAGCACUCGGCAGCAGCCAAGACAGGUGGCUGCUUUCCUGCUGGAGCCCAAGUGCGCCUAGAGAGUGGGGCACGUGUGGCCCUGUCAGCUGUGAAGCCAGGAGACCGGGUGCUGGCUAUGGGGGAGGAUGGGAACCCCACCUUCAGCGAUGUGCUCAUUUUCCUGGACCGUGAGCCAAACAGGCUGAGGGCUUUCCAGGUCAUCGAGACCCAGGACCCCCCACGUCGCCUGGCACUCACUCCCGCCCACCUGCUCUUCACUGCUGACAACCACACAGAACCAGUAGCCCGGUUUCGGGCCACAUUUGCCAGCCACGUGCAGCCUGGCCAGUACGUGCUGGUAGCAGGGGUCCCUGGCCUUCAGCCUGCCCGGGUGGCAGCUGUCUCCACACAUGUGGCCCUCGGGGCCUAUGCUCCACUCACAAGGCACGGGACACUGGUGGUAGAGGAUGUGGUAGCUUCCUGCUUUGCAGCUGUGUCUGACCACCGUCUGGCUCAGUUGGCCUUCUGGCCCCUGCGACUGUUUCCCAGCUUGGCAUGGGGCAGCUGGACCUCAGGCGAGGGCGUGCACUGGUACCCUCAGCUGCUUUACCGCUUGGGGCGUCUCUUGCUAGAAGAGGGUAGCUUCCACCCACUGGGCGUGUCUGGAGCAGGGAGCUGAAAGACCCCCACCACUGCCCUCCAGGAACUGCCAUGCUGGACCCAAAGGUCUUCCUGCCAGGAGGGCUGUGGCUCUCGAAGGGACCUAAGCUGGAGGCACUAGUCCCUGCUAUUUCCUCCACAGGAGACACACCAUUGAGACUUGACUGGGCAAUGCUAAUGUCCGCCAAAGUCCCCCAAUGUAGUGAUAGAGCUGAAUGCUGAGCUGGCAAGGUGCAGUGGGCUAGCCCUCUACCCUAGAGACCUUGACACCCAGCCAGCUCUCACUAUGAUUUUUCACACCCUGCCUCUCUCCAUCAGAGGACCAUUCCAUCUGUCUUUGGAUGCUUACUCCAGUCUUUCUCCAGCCUGGUUUCCAACUUCAUUGUUGGUAAUAGACCACAGUAUGAAAAGAUUCUGCCCAUAGGCGGGCUUACACCUCAGUUGAUGCUGCUAGAUUCCCUGGGAGCCAGCAGGGAGCUGGUUGGACUCAUUGCUACCCAGAACCUAAAGGGCCACAGGGGUGGGGCAGCCAUCCUGGCCAUCCUGAGGCAUGACCUUCCACUGGCCACACUCCUCCAGACAAAUCCUGAAACUGUUGCUGUCAGUGGGCAGAGUUCUAUGUUCUGGCCAAUGUGACCAUAGUACCUGGGACUCAGGGAGAGGGGCUGGAUGUCCUUGCUAACCCUGCCCAGGCUAAGCUCCUUUUUCUGCUGAACCAUGACCCCACCCCCCUUUCCGUCAAGUCUCCCCCAUUUUAUUUAUUGGCAAGAGAAGGAAAUCCACAGGAGAACUUGGGGGAUGCUUUGGUCUUUUCUUUAUUUUGUAAUAAAAAUUAUUUAAGUUGUUAGAGU
This is a messenger RNA of Ictidomys tridecemlineatus (thirteen-lined ground squirrel), 1966 nucleotides long. It is a transcript of the gene Ihh, whose product is annotated as Indian hedgehog signaling molecule. NCBI's taxonomy places the organism in Eukaryota, Metazoa, Chordata, Mammalia, Rodentia, Sciuridae. Gene Ontology annotation, molecular function: calcium ion binding; patched binding. The record is from RefSeq and is a predicted model, not a curated record. Gene Ontology annotation, biological process: protein autoprocessing; cell-cell signaling; regulation of gene expression.